Corticium candelabrum is the source of this 1604-nucleotide messenger RNA. RefSeq lists its product as uncharacterized. The coding region runs from base 1 to 1350 and encodes 449 amino acids. The transcript is spliced from 5 exons. The record is from RefSeq and is a predicted model, not a curated record. NCBI's taxonomy places the organism in Eukaryota, Metazoa, Porifera, Homoscleromorpha, Homosclerophorida, Plakinidae.
AUGUCGAUCACAAGCACGGCCGCCGCCGCUCAGGCUCAGGCGGUUAAGAAGUGCUGCUCUGCACGACCUCUCUUGAAGAAGUUCGGUCCCGGACCGAAUGGGAAGCCGGUCACCGUCGACGUUGGUCAGUGUGCUGGUUCUUGCACGAGUUCGCAGUUUUAUUGGGACUCUAAACCAAUCGGUGGCGACGACCGGUACACUGGACAGGAACCGUCGUCGCCUAGCCCGUUGUUUCUCGCCAGUUCGUACUUGACCGGUCGACCGCUCAAUUUGUUCUUCGACUCGACGCCCAUUCCGAUCGACCGCAUAUUUGGUCACACGAUCAAAUUACCGUUUAACUGUCGAGACGUAACUCGCAUUAAACUCAAGUUUUGCCUCAAUGCGUCGAGGAGUUCUCUGACGACUACGGAUCACAUCGCAAUCUGGGACCCCCAACCGGGCAACGACCUGGCUUUAUGGGCGCCGCGCUUGACGACACUGUACGGUCAAUGGAAUCCGAACGACAACGGCUGCCUCGAGCAAACGUUUUCGGCCGGUGACUUGACGGGGGUUGUUGAAUACGUCAACACGUACAGAGAGCUGAACGUUGGCGUGGACGACGAUACCGGCGUGAACUACCUUCAAUUGCAAGUAUGGUACGACAGAUUGCCGAAAGUCUGUCAACCUGCCAAGACGACAAAGGUGAAGGUCGCUCUUGCAACGGGAGUGCAAACCGUCGACAAGAUAUUGGAGUGCGAGUGUUCUACGAGCAAGGUCGGACCGUGCAGUCGCAAGCCAAAGCCCAAAUUGGAGGUCUUCUUUCACAACUCCGUUUUCGAACAGACCGUCGACGUCGGACGGUGCGUCGGCCAUUGCAGCUUCGUUUUUGUACCGUGGUGGCCAGCAGAGAAAUCGUACGACGUCGUCGUCUUGGCUACCGAUCCUACAAAUGCCACAAGGAAAAUAAACCAAACAAUACUCGCUCCACAGAGAGACCUGAAGUGUCAGCCGUACAGAACAAAAGAAGUGACCAUCCGUGGACCGAACGGACCAAUCUGCGUCGAGAUGAUUGACGAAUGCCGAUGCAACGACAACUGCUAUAAAAUGGCUCACUUUCAAGAGUUCGUUGAAGUAAUUCGACUAAACAACCAACUCACCGCAGAACGACGUCGGAUUUUCAACAUCGGCAAGUGUGUCGGCGCGUGUAGCAAUGACGGGCGAGACGAUGGCGUCAUGUAUCUGGAUGACGACUGUCCUUUCAAGUGCAUCCCCACACGAUACAUCAAUCACAAACCGUUCUUGCUACGCGACGGUACCUUCAAGACGGUGUCCGAAAUCAGUGAUUGCGAUUGUUCACAAGUUGGCAGAUAGGAAGGCAAUGAGUUGCGGUCAGAACGGCUACACUGAAGUCCUAGACCGUGUUAGAUAUUAAAGUGGAGACUUAACCUCUUAUAUCUUCCCUGUAUUGUCAUUUUAAUUGCACUUACAAACUUGAAGUGUUGUGUCUACUGAGCAUGCGCAUAGCUUGAAGUACUGGUAGACAUGUGUGGCUUUAGUUUGUGCUGUACGAUAUCGAUGUCUUUUUUCUCAAAAUUGAUAAUACAUCCUUACGUGUUUCUUGUCAA